AUGUCAAGAUCUGAAAACAUUCAUGUCUCUCUCCGUUUUCGCCCUCUGAACACCCGUGAAAUUGACGAUUAUGAAUCAAGCAUUUGAAAUAUUUCCAAAAAUUCGGUCUCAAUCAAGCCUGAGUAUGCCCAAAUUUUGCUUGAAUCCAAACGCCUAACACGACCUCCAAAAGGUUAUACUUAUAACCAUUGUUUUGCACCUAGAGACUCGAACCAAUUUGUAUAUGAUGCAAUUGGGAAACGAGUGGUGCUUGCAUCAUUGGAAGGCUACAACGGGACAAUUUUUGCAUAUGGGCAAACAGGGAGUGGGAAAACUUUUACUAUGAUGGGAGCUGAUGAGGACGAAAAUGAGGUAAAUGAAGAAAGGAAAAUACUGAACGCGACACCUUCUUUGAAGAAAGAUAGGAGAUCAGUUUCGCCGCUGUUUCGACCAAGCUCAUCUUUUCAAAAAACAACUCCUGCACCUCCUGCGAUCAUCCCAGUUGGGAUCAAAGAUAAAGGGAUUAUUUCUUUAGCGCUGGAUGACUUAUUUGCAAAUAUAAAAAAAUUUCCUGAAAAAACAUAUUUUUUGACUUGCAGCUAUUUAGAAAUUUAUAAUGAACAAGUUUUUGAUUUGCUGUCAGAAUCAGCGCAAUUUAAAGGGGAUAUACUGAGUAUCAACGAAGAUCCGACCAAAGGAUUUUACGUGAAAGGCUUAAGCGAGCAUGUAAUAAAUUCAAUAGAAGAAGUUAAAAGUUUUUUAGAAAAAGGUGAGUCAAAUAGGAAAUAUGCAGCCACAGCUAUGAACCAUCAUAGUUCUCGUUCACACACAAUCUUUAGGCUAAACGUGACAAGUGUAACAGUUUUAGAAAACUUCGAAAAUGAUGAAAAUGGUAACAGCAUUACAACUGAAAGUGUAUUAAAUUUUGUCGACUUAGCAGGCUCCGAAAGAGUUAGCAACCUCCAGCAAGAUGUUUCUUCAGAUAAUCUCAAGAAAAAAGCAAAAAAUUCUCUUGACACUUUGGUUACUGAAGGGAAGCACAUAAAUACAAGCUUAUUUUACUUAUGCCAAGUAAUUCAUAGGCUUUCGGAAAAAGAUACAAUAAAAUCAGAAACGCACAUUCCAUACAGAAACUCAAAUUUAACCAAAAUCCUGAGAUCUUCAUUAGGUGGGAAUUCUUUGACCUGCAUCAUCUGUACAGCAACACCUACUUUAUCUCAAUUUGAGAUGACAUUAAGCACUCUUCGCUUUGGAGGUAUAGCUAAGACUAUCACAAAUAAAGUAGAAGCUAAUGUGACUUCCAAUAAAAAUGCUGAGCUUCUUCAAGCUUACCAGCAUGAUAUUGAGCAGCUUAAAAAAGACCUUGAAAUUGCUCAGCAAGGCGGAAAAGCAAAGAUUGAUGAAGCGAUCCAAGCGAAAAAGCAGCUUGAAGAAAGGAUUUCGAAGCUGAUACAAAUGCUCCUAAACCAGUCAAGAAAUAACAUACAAAAGCCAGUGAGUGGGAUUUCUCAGCCAUCUUCGCGUGAUUUAUGGUGUAAACAAGUUGGUGAAUUGAUCAUUGACUUUCGGUUAGAAAAUCAUGAUUAUCUUAACAAAAUUAAUGAAAGCGAAACAAAUCAACUAAGAUUUGACGAUAAAGGCUCCAUGGCAAUGGAAAGAAUGAAAUCUAUGCAUAUCGAAUUGAAAAAUAAAGACACUCAAAUUCAAGAACUAAAAGACUGCAAGCAAGCACUAAUUGAUUCAAAAGCAAAUUUGAAAAAUGACUUGAAAAAAGCUUUAACAUUGUGCAAAGAAUUGUCAGAUAAGAAGCAAGCUUAUAAAGUCAAAUGCAAAAAGCUACAUAAGCAUAAUAAAAAUUUGGAGCAGAGGCUGAAUUUGAUAGAAAAACAGAUAGGACUAGAAAAGUUGUCAUCAGAACAGCUACAACAAUUAGAAGCAUUUUUCUUCCAUUCUUUAGAUGCAGUCAAAAACGCAAGAUUUAGAAAAAAAUACGAAAAUAAGCUUAGCUUGAUUACUCAUCAAGAGUCCACAAUUGCAGAGUCCCCUGUCCAUAGAGUAAAUGGCAGGCUGUUUUGCCACUUUGGAGGAGAAGAUUUAACAUCUUCAGGUAGCGACUCAGAGUCCUCUCUUGAAUUUGAAACUUCUUUUUACAAAAAUAAGAAGUUCGGUGAAAGGAGCUUUGCAGCGAGCUUUAACUCGCAAGAUAUCAGCGCCUUAAUGCUUGGUAGUUUAAUAGAAAACGACUAUGAAGAUUCCCCUAAAAAAGACUUGAGUAAAGUCGAUGUAAAUGUUGGGUUGAGGAAGGAGCCACUGUUAGAAAUUCCACAAAAUUCGGAAAAAUGGUUGUAA
Molecule: messenger RNA, 2328 nt
Organism: Blepharisma stoltei
Lineage: Eukaryota; Ciliophora; Heterotrichea; Heterotrichida; Blepharismidae
Source: the annotation of a GenBank genome assembly